Molecule: messenger RNA, 2113 nt
Organism: Aedes albopictus (Asian tiger mosquito)
Lineage: Eukaryota; Metazoa; Arthropoda; Insecta; Diptera; Culicidae
Product: protein I'm not dead yet-like
Exons: 8
Coding region: 152-1924 (590 amino acids)
Biological process (GO): citrate transport; transmembrane transport
Cellular component (GO): membrane
Molecular function (GO): succinate transmembrane transporter activity; citrate transmembrane transporter activity
Source: RefSeq, a predicted model, not a curated record
AAAUGAUUGACAAUUUCAUGCUUCCAAAAAUUCGAUUUAUAUAUUCGUUAUUUGGUUGCGUUAGGCGUAAGUGAAUAGAAAAGAAUAUGGUAAACUGGGAUUCGUGAUAGAAUUUGUAAAAAAUAAGAACCGAGUUACAUAUAAGGUCAAAAUGACUGAAGAAAACAUCGACGUGAAUGUGAAUGUUUCGGAAGAACAUGCAACAACAAGGCAAACGCAUGAAGACGCCCGAAUGGAAUAUUGCAAGCGUGCUUUUCUGUUCAUAAAAGUGUACUGGAGAACGUUGUUUGUGCUUCUAGUUCCAUCCUUGGCCACUUUGUUGUUUGUCAUCGAAUCGUCACCUGCCUUCCGAUGUCUUUACGUAGUGAUUGUGAUGUCCCUACUUUGGGUUACGGAAGCUUUGCCUCUCCCUAUUACAUCCAUGCUACCCAUCGUACUGUUUCCACUGAUGGGGAUUCUUAGUACGAGCAAAACUUGCAUGGUCUACAUGAAGGAACCAGUCGUUAUGUUCAUCGGUGGAAUUAUCCUCGCCCUGGCCAUCGAAUAUUGUAAUCUACAUAAACGAGUGGCUUUGAAAGUUAUUGACCUGAUUGGAUGCAGUCAGCGUAGACUACACUUGGGGUUGAUCAUAGUCGCUAUGUUCCUGUCCAUGUGGAUAUCCAACACGGCUGCUGUAGCUAUGAUGUGCCCUAUCGUUCUUGCUGUUCUGGCAGAGUUAGAAUCUCAAGGGUUGUGUCACAUGUACGAGAUUGAUGAUUGUCCCGAAGAAAACAACAAAUCCAAAAACAAAGACAAAUCAAAAGAUGAACAUAAGAAACCAUCGCAAACUACACUUUGCUAUCUUUUGGGAACUGCCUACGCUUCUAGCAUUGGGGGAUGUGGAACUCUUAUUGGAACGGGCACUAAUCUGACCUUCAAGGGUAUUUACGAAAAUCGCUUUCCAGACGCAAACGGAAUCGACUUUCCCGAUUUUAUGUUUUUCAACGUACCACUGAUGUUGCUGGAUGUGUUCCUAGUGUGGAUUUAUCUUCAGUGGCACUUCAUGGGACUCUUCAGACCGCACAGCAAGGAGGCAAAGCAGUCGUCCAUUGGGCGUGAAGGAGAAGCCGUGGCAAAACGAGUCAUACAGACACGUUACAAGGAAAUGGGACCGAUGACGUCGAGCGAAAUCAGUGUCGCAGUCCUGUUUGUACUAUCGAUAGUGUUGUUCUUUACGCGUAGUCCAGGGUUCGUCAGAGGAUGGUCAGACAUAUUUCCGGGAGUAAAAAUAAAGGAUGCCACACCAGCGAUACUGGUUGUUAUCGUGCUAUUCACAAUGCCAGCUGAUUGGGGAUGGACAAACUACUUCAAAAAGAACCCAGGACCUCUUCCUAGGGAACCGUCACCAGCCCUUAUCACGUGGAAGUACGUUAACACAAAUGUACAUUGGAGUCUCAUAUUCCUUCUUGGAGGAGGUUUCGCACUUGCCGAGGCCGGACAAGCCACCGGAAUGUCAGCUCUCCUAGGAGCUUCCUUGUCUGGUUUGGAUAGCCUUCCGCCAUUGGCAACACUGUUCGUUGUGUGUCUGGUAACCUCAGCGAUUACCGAAUUCACCUCUAACGUUGCCAUCAGUAACAUCAUUCUACCGGUUUUGGCCGAAAUGGCCGUUGUCAUCAAGAUCCACCCACUGUACCUGAUGCUUCCGGCGACGAUGUGUUGCAGUUAUGCCUUCCAUAUGCCAGUGGGAACACCUGGCAAUGCAAUCGUGGCCGGUGCUGGGCACAUCUCUAUCAAGGAUAUGACACUGGCAGGAGUAGGACCGACAGUGAUUACCUUGCUCGUAAUGUGGAUUGGCCUUCCGACUUGGGGUGCCGUGAUAUAUCCGGAGAUCACAACAUUCCCGGACUGGGCCUUGCAGAAUCCAACCAAUGUUUCGUUGUAUUGAGAUAUUAUGAGUAGAAUAGGUUUAAUUUACAUAUCAAUGGUAUCGUACUGUGUUCAUCUGUCUGUUUAUAGAAUCUACAUAUUUGUCACGUUUAAUUAUUACCGGAGUUCAUUAUCAUUAUAAUAAACUAAAUGCAAUAAGCAUUUUUACGGGGCAACCCAUAAACGUUUGAGAAUUCGUCAUAAAAAU